This is a messenger RNA of Anastrepha ludens (Mexican fruit fly), 6131 nucleotides long. RefSeq names its product brain tumor protein (gene mei-P26). The transcript has 9 exons. The coding region runs from base 2366 to 6031 and encodes 1221 amino acids. Gene Ontology annotation, biological process: positive regulation of DNA-templated transcription. NCBI's taxonomy places the organism in Eukaryota, Metazoa, Arthropoda, Insecta, Diptera, Tephritidae. Gene Ontology annotation, cellular component: chromatin; nucleoplasm. Gene Ontology annotation, molecular function: zinc ion binding; ubiquitin-protein transferase activity; protein binding. The record is from RefSeq and is a predicted model, not a curated record.
UUGGAAUAAUAUUCCGCGAGAAGAAACCGGUGAACCUGCGAGGAAAAAAUCGAUAGUAUAAAUUAAAAAUCGGUGAAAGUAUAAAUUAAGUGACAAAGAUAAACGGCAAUGUCAGAUGUCAAUAAUGUGCGUGUGGCGGUACGCAUACGUCCUAUUGUGCCUUCAGGACGAGAGCGUGGUUCCCAGAAGCUGUGGAGCGCGUCGACGAUUCUGCACAGACGUUGGGUGUUUAAUAGACUGUUCACUAAAGACCCCAGCUAUAUCAACAGCAGCAGCGGCUAUAUAAACUGAGUAUUUAUUAUACAAAGGCUUACACGGAAAUAUUAGAGUGAUUUUCUUUAAAUGCACUAAAAUAAAUACAAAAUAACGAAGCAAAAGGAAAGGAGAAAGUCUUCGUUACGCAGUGAAUUAGGCGCUUUGGCAAGAUAAGUUGGAAGUCAUAAGGCGGUCAAUCGUGCGCUUCAACGCCUAAGGUCGUGGGCAUAUCUUCAACAACGCAAAUUCAACCAACAAACUAAUUCGCUCAUUAUUCAUCCAGUUGGUUAUAUGCAUAGACCCAAAAAAACGGUUUUCCGCUUAAAAUCCUUGGAAUAGAAUUCAAAGGGCAGGCAACGACGGCGACUAUGCAACUGCAUCCAAUGACAAAUUUCAUCUGUUAAUCAGAAAGUAAAUGUGUGAACAAUAAUUACGAUUCUACAACUCUAUAUACACAUACAUAUAUCUGAAUAGUAUUCAACAAUUAAUAACGUAAAAGAAAUUAAUAAUCAGGAAGCAGCGGUGUACGCAAUCGAGAGAAGUAGAAGCAGAGUGCGACACACGAAAGACGAAGAGUCGAAGGAAUUUAUUGUGCGUAGCUGAAAAGAGCACACAAAAAGCAAAUUUAAACCAGUUUUAAACAGAAAUAACAAAUAUUUUAAUUAUACACUUAAUAAUAUACAUUACAAUAUUUUAUUUUAAAUCAUAUAUAUGUAUAACAAAACACAAAUAAGUUCAAACUAAAAACAAAACAAAAACAAAAAAGUACUUUGUGAAAAACCAACGUUUUGUUGGUAAUUAGAAUUGCAAAAGAAAAAGAACAUAAAUAAAAACAAAAAAAAAAUCACGCAAAAAAGGCGAUUGAUCGAGAUUAACUAGCCCAAGUGUGAGCCUAAACACGCUCUGCGUACUGAAUAUAAUCUCAAUCUCAACGAUACCCAUAAGAGGCUUCAAUUUGUGCUUAAAUCCGCUUUUGGAUUUUCGUGCAGAAAUAUUUAGUGCCACCAGUGGUUGCAAAGAAGUCUGAAAAAAGGCGCCAUUUUAAAGCGAAAGCAAACACAUAAAAUAAUAAAACCAAAAAAAAAAAAAAACAAAAAACAAUAAAAAAAAAUAAGAACAUUGCCAAUCGCUGAGCUGAAACCCAAAACAAAAAAAUAAAUCCAGUGGAAUUUCGUAUACUUUUGGAUACUAUUGAGUUGCAGAGCAAACAACAACAUCGGCAUACAACGUAUCAGCUGGCGUACAUCAAUCUUCUAUUCUAUUAAGACUUUACUCGCAAAACAAGCCAUUUUACUAAUUGACGAUAUAUACAUUUACGACAAAUAUUUUUCCAACGUUAUUUUGCCUAUUUCUUUAUUGAAAGCCGUUUAGAAGCAAACUUUGUUCCCACGAAUUCGUAACUUUUUCGCGCAUUACUCGUAUUCUUAUCGCUUUUACUACUUAUAUAUAAAAUAUUCAUCGUUUUAGUUUAUGAAAUCGUGUCGAGCUGGUCAUUUACACAAACAUAUAUUCUCAUAAUUUGCAAAGAUACGAGCGCCAUAUUUGUAUUAUUUUAAACUAAAACUAAAAAAAAAAACCAAAGCCAAAUCCUUAAAAUACAAAGGAAUUCGGAAAAAAGAGAAGUCUCACAAAAUCAACCACCAGGAUAUCAAAAUCUCUGAACAAAACUAAUCAAACUUGAACUUGAGAAGAGGGGAAACCAUACAAUUUAACUCAACAAAAGAUUUAAAAGCAGAAAACCUUAAUCUAAACCUAUUUAGAAAAAAAACACACACUACAACAAAGAACGGCAUUUGCCGCAUUUGCCUAAAACAAAUCACCGAAACUCCAACUUCCGUUUUUUGCCGCCGGAUAUUCAAAAAUACUACAAAUAUAUUUAAUAAUAAUUAAGACAGCAAUUGAGAUUUGCACGCUUUACGAAAACCUCUGCAUUCUUGAAAACUCUUGUCCGCUUACACGCAUUUGUCGGUCAGCAAGCGAAAGUUUUUGCGCUUCAAUUAAUCUAAUUGGGCACUGAGUAUCAAGUGCGCAUUUGAAUUUUUGCCUUCAAAGCUAAGUUAAUUGCUGAAUUUUUUUCUUUUAAACGCGAGCGCAAACGCAAACGCCACUUAUGGCAUCACUCGAGGAACAACCAAUUUCUACGAUCACCGCCAUUUCCACCUUUGAUCCCGCUACCACCAAUACCUCUACUGAUAUCACUUCGACCACAUCCAACAACUCUUCCGGUACUGCUGUUGCCAACUCACUGGUUGGCAACUCGCUGGUGUCAUCAUUGGAGCCCGAUUUUGGCAUUACCGCUUGUGCUGAGAAGCAACUGCUGACCCCCAUCGUCAAUAAUUUGAGUGCCGGAGGCAACAACACAGGCGCGUCCAAUAUUAAUACGAACGCUACGUCUACUGGUGUGGCUGUUGAUUCUAUCGUGGAGAAGCUUGUGAGUUCGCUAACACUGGACAUGGACAACGAACCGAUUGGUAGUGGCAACACAACGUUGUCACGUGAAUUUAACGGUAACGGAGUUGUGGCCAGCGAUCAUAAGAGCGUGUCUUCGCGUUCGUCCUCCUUGGCUGGUACUAUGUUUAGCGAGGUAUUCGAGAAUAAAGGCAGCGAUUUGGAAUCGGGUUCGCUUGAGGAUUCGUGUGGCUCGUUGGGUGCCGAUGGCAUGGACAAGAAUUGCAAGAUCUGCAGCUCGCGCUUAGUAUCACCUCGUGUGCUCUCAUGCCUCCAUGUUUUUUGCGAAUCUUGUUUGUUGAAAUUGCUUACAGACGAGUCGAAUGGCAAUUCCUCAUCGGCUUCAUCCACUACUUCGACCGCUGGAGAACUAAUGCCACCAUUGAAAUCUGUUAUCGAGUGUCCCACUUGCAAGCAAGUGACUAUGAUUGGCUCCAAGGGCAUUGAAUCAUUGACAUGCGAUUAUAUUUUGACCAAUAUUCUUGAUCUCUCCACCAUCGAAUCGGAGCAGCUGUCGUGCACUUCUUGCAAGAGCAAAGAGAAAGCCAUAUCACGUUGCAGCGAGUGCGCCAAUUUCUUAUGUAGCGGUUGUGAUAAUGCCCACAAGUAUAUGCGUUGCUUCGAGAAUCAUGAGGUGGUCAAGCUUGAGGACUUACAGAAGGCUACAGCCGACAAACCAUUGACCAUCCAUAAGCCGCUUUUCUGCAAUGUGCAUACUGCUGAAAAUCUAAAGUAUUAUUGCUUCAAUUGCCAGAUUCCGGUUUGCAACGAUUGUUUAAUUGCCGAUCAUAAAGGUAGUGAGCAUCAUUACGAUCUUAUCGCUAUGGCCGAGAAGUCGGUGCGUGUUGAUGUCGAGAACUUGAUGAAGGAAGCUAAAUCAAAGGUGCAAUAUUGCGAUGCUGCUGCUUCAAAUCUAUCCAGCGCUCUCACUGAGCUUCAAUCUCAACACGAUUCGGCACGUGCCCGCAUCGAGGAGACCUAUCAGAAUUACAAGAAGAUUUUGGAAAAAUGUCGCGAUCAAUCACUUACCGAAUUAGGCAAAUUGCACUCGGAACGGGAACUUAAAAUUAUGGAUUUGUUGCAGAACAUCGAGAACACCAGCGGUAAAAUCGAUAGCACCUGCAAGUUUACGAUGCGUGUACUGGAGCAGGCCAAUGGCGCCGAGUUUCUCUCAAUGAAAAUGCUAAUAAGCACUCAAUUUAUAAAUCUCAUUAGUAGUACACCCAAAUGUGACAUUAACUACUCGCUGACUUUUGACACGAAAACCGAGAAGUUCGAACAAGUCGCCCAGGAGACGUUCGGAAAAUUCCGCACCGAAUCCACGCCUCCUUCACCGAAGGAGAGUACACCGCCACCAACUUUACCCGGCAUGCCACCCACCAUGAUGAGCAGCCGUAAUGGUGGCAUGAAUACUUGUGGCUCACAAGGGCAGUUGGCUGGUGGCAGUUCUGUUACUGCCAGCAGCCCAAUAUCGCUGCCUACAUCCAUGCAGAGCUCUUUUGAUGGUGAUUUCUCGGUACUAGGCAAUGGAUUCCUAAUGCCCAAUGUGAUGGCUCCUGAUUCCCCACCACAUCAGCCACCCACUUUGCACCAUCAAAUUUCGCAACAGCAACAACUACCACUACCACCACCAAGCCAACCACCAGUACAUGGGGUUAAUGGUGUUAGAGGCUUCGAAGGUGGUGUUAACUGUGUCAAUGCUGUCGGUAUGUCUGGUUCAGGUAUUGCCAACGGCUUGAACGCGCUUUCUGGCGGGCACGGUCCCAUUCAUGGCCACAAUCAAGGCCAAGGUCAUGGUCACGGUCAUGGCCAUAAUGCUGGUGGCUCCAAUCCGCUGAGUGGACCUGGUAAUAAUUUAAAUGUUGGUUUGAACAGCAAUACAUUGGGCAAUGGGAUAAACGCGUCACUUAACCAAGGCCUCAACGGACUCAACGGUGGUACUAGCGGUAUGAACGGCGGUCUUAACGGCAACCUCAAUGCUGGACUUAAUGGGCCAGCAAAUGGUGUCGGUGUUGGUGGUGGUGCACCACCACCAAGCGCUUACAACAGUAUUCUUGAGUAUAAUUUGUCACGUCUUGCCAGCCUAACUGAGGCAACACCAGAUGUUGCCCUAAACGAUGCUUUAGUGGGCCCAGGUGCUGGCGCUGGUGGUCACCACCAGGCGGUAGUACCAGCAUCGUCAUCGCAAAAUCAACAAAUCUCAUUGGCAGAUAUACUCUCAGGUGAUCAGCGCGCCUUUAACAAUUUACAAGCACUUGCCAAAAUGGGGCUCAAUAACAAUGUAGAUUUUCACACAGACAUGAAUCAGCUUUUAUCGAGCGGAGCUUCACCCGGAAUUGAUUGUAUAUUACCAGAUUUCUGCCUACCCGCAGCCACAUCGCCCAGCCUCUCAACACUUGGGCCACUUGGUGCUGGACCCGUCGACGACAUGUCGAUUGCAAAUUUCCAUGCUGGUGCCGCACCAGGCACAACCAACAUCGUUACCGGGCGCAACAAAGCCACACCAAUGCAGAUUCGUUGCAAAUUCGGUUCACUUGGCACCACCAAAGGCCAAUUUAAUUCACCACAUGGUUUUUGUUUGGGCGUCGACGAGGAGAUUAUUGUCGCCGAUACGAAUAAUCAUCGCAUUGAAGUUUUUGACAAAACCGGCACACUGAAAUUCCAAUUUGGCGUACCUGGCAAAGAGGAAGGUCAACUGUGGUAUCCACGUAAGGUGGCUGUCAUGCAUACCAAUGGAAAAUUUGUCGUCUGUGAUCGCGGCAAUGAACGUUCACGUAUGCAGAUCUUCUCAAAAUGCGGACACUUUAUGCGUAAGAUUGCCAUCAGAUACAUUGAUAUCGUCGCUGGCUUGGCCGUAACCUCGAAGGGCCAUAUUGUGGCUGUAGAUAGUGUUUCACCAACAGUGUUCGUCAUAUCGGAGGAUGGUGAACUGGUGCGUUGGUUUGAUUGCAGUGACUAUAUGCGUGAACCUUCGGAUAUUGCCAUACGAGACAACGAUUUCUAUGUAUGCGACUUCAAAGGUCAUUGCGUUGCUGUCUUCCAAGAAGAUGGUACUUUCCAAUAUCGCAUCGGCAAUGAGAAAGUCACCUGCUUCCCAAAUGGUAUUGAUAUUUCCAAUGCCGGUGAUAUUUUGAUUGGUGACUCACAUGGCAAUCGCUUCCACGUAGCCUGCUAUUCGCGCGAUGGUAUUUUACAAUCGGAAUUUGAGUGUCCACAUGUUAAGGUUUCACGCUGUUGUGGCUUAAAGAUAACCUCCGAAGGUUAUGUAGUCACUUUGGCCAAGAACAAUCACCAUGUGUUAGUACUUAAUACGCUCUACGUUCACUGAUCGCAAAUCAAAACCACAACUAGCAGUUGUAGCAGUAUAAGUGCCAGCAGCAACAGCCAUAAUAACACCAGCGGCAACAUAAACACUUUUCCAAUGAAUG